This is a messenger RNA of Capsicum annuum, 1471 nucleotides long. RefSeq names its product GATA zinc finger domain-containing protein 8. The transcript has a single exon. Gene Ontology annotation, biological process: regulation of amino acid export. The record is from RefSeq and is a predicted model, not a curated record. Bases 218 to 1048 code for a protein of 276 amino acids. NCBI's taxonomy places the organism in Eukaryota, Viridiplantae, Streptophyta, Magnoliopsida, Solanales, Solanaceae.
AUCAUCUUCACUCCAUUCUCUUCCUCUUCCUCCUUCAUCACCUCACCCUAAAAAAAAAAAAAAAAACUCUCCCAAAAUUUUAUAAAUAUAUUUAUAAAAUCACCAUACAAAAAAAAAUCACGAGUCUACAACUGCCUUUAUAGUAGCUAGGUUUUAUAUGUCCGAGCUUUGGUGGCCAGAAAAGUAAUCCAUUUAGAAGAAAAAGAUUAUAAUAAAGAUGACGUGGUCAUCGUCAUCGUCAUCGUCAUCGUCUAUUGCACCGGUGGGCCCGCCACGGUCACCGUGGCACUCACCGGUGCCAUAUUUAUUUGGUGGAUUAGCAGCCAUGUUAGGGCUCAUUGCAUUUGCAUUAUUAAUAUUAGCAUGUUCUUAUUGGAAACUCAGUGGUCAUAUUGAAGAAAAUCAAGAAGGUGAUAUUGAACAAGGUAAUAAUAAUAAUAAUAAUAAUAGUAAUAGUAAUAGUAAUGAUAUUAAAAUGGUGACACCACCAAUUCUUGAAGAGAAAUUUUUGGUUAUUAUGGCUGGACAAUUAAAGCCAACUUAUAUUGCUACACCUAGUUUGUCUAGUAGGGCAUCUUCUUUUGGUAGCAGUAGUGGUUGUACUACGAGCAGUGAGAGUAGUACUGAGAAAUCCGAGGUGGAAGAGAAGGAGGAGGGUUCGAGUCCUGAGAAUAGAGAAAUACUUAGGGAAAAUGGUUUAAAUGGUGGUUCGGGUUCGACUAUCGAGAAUGGAGAAGUACCUAUGGGAAAUGGUUUAAAUGAUGUUUCAGGUUCGAUUUCUGAGAGUGGAGAAGUACCUCGGGGAAAUGGUUUCAAUGAUGUGUCAGCUUCGAAUCUUGGGAAUGGAGAAGUACCUAGGAAAAAUGGUUCAAAUGAUGUUUCAGGUUCGACUUCUGAAAAUGGAGAAGUACCUACCGAAAAUGGUUUAAAUGAUGUUUCAGGUUCGAUUUCUAAGAAUGGAGAAGUACCUACUGGAAAUGAUUUAAAUGAUGUGUCGGGUUCGAGUUCUGAGAAUGGAUCGGAGAAGUAUCUAGGGAAAAUGGUUUAAAUGAUGUUUUGAGUUCGACUUCUGAGAAUGGAGAGGUACCUAGGGAAAAUGGUUUAAAUGAUGUUUUGGGUUUGACUCCUGAGAAUGAAUGGAGAGGUACCUAGGGAAAAUGGUUUAAAAAAUGUUUCAAGUUCGAGUUUUCAAAAUGAAGAACUACCUAGGGGAAAUGAAUUUUCGGUUAACAUGACGCAAAUGCGACUUAAUUGAGUCAGUGAAUUCUGAAUACCAGAAAUGAAGCAUGGUAAGUAUGAUGGAUGAGCUAUCACAACUCAAAUUAGAUCCCUUAAAAUGAAAAAGAAAAAAAAAAUUAGUUUCAUUUUUUUUUUACGCCUUGUUUUUCCCUAUUGUUGGAAAUUCCGGAAAUGUAUAUAUUUUUUGGAGAAUUAAUGAAUUGGGAAAAGUUAAUGUUUCUUGGUAAUUUUA